Messenger RNA from Panicum virgatum (switchgrass), 1644 nucleotides. RefSeq names its product transcription factor bHLH30-like. Gene Ontology annotation, biological process: regulation of DNA-templated transcription. NCBI's taxonomy places the organism in Eukaryota, Viridiplantae, Streptophyta, Magnoliopsida, Poales, Poaceae. Bases 220 to 1263 code for a protein of 347 amino acids. Gene Ontology annotation, molecular function: DNA-binding transcription factor activity; protein dimerization activity. The record is from RefSeq and is a predicted model, not a curated record. The transcript has 2 exons.
UAAAAUGCCACCCCCCACAAAGCCGUCGCCGUGCGCGGUGGCCACGAGCACCCGGCUUAAAAAGCGACGCCGGCCCAUUUGAUCGAGAGCGAGCGAGCGAGGGAGAGCAACCGGAACCGGAAGGCACCAUCGCCAGUACACCACCACCAACCACACAGAGCCAAGAAGAACUCCAAGAUCGCCUUGCCAGUAGCAACAUCUAGCGCCCAGGCUCAAUCCAUGAUGUGGGAUGGAGGCGUCGAGCACGGCAGCCAGGAGGCGGCGCACCAGCUGCUCCCGUGGCUCGGCGCGGCGCCGUUCGCCGAGCCGGCCGUGGCGGGGUUCGGCGCCAUGGGGGCCUACGGCGCCUGCGACGGCGGCGUGGGCGUCGCCGGCGGGCUCGGGCUCGGGCACGGCGGAGUGUUCGGGUUCGGCUUCGACGCGGUGCAUCAUCAUCAUCAGCAGCAGCAGCAGCGCGCGGCGGAGGGGAGCGGCAAGCAGGCGGUGGUGUCCGGGCUGCUGGGGAGCCUGCAGGCGGAGCUGGGGCGGAUGACGGCGCGCGAGAUGACGGACGCCAAGGCGCUGGCGGCGUCGCGGAGCCACAGCGAGGCCGAGCGCCGGCGCCGGCAGCGGAUCAACGGCCACUUCGCCAGGCUCCGCAGCCUCCUCCCCAACACCACUAAGACGGACAAGGCGUCGCUGCUGGCCGAGGUGCUGGACCACGUCAAGGAGCUGAAGCGGCAGACCUCGGCGAUGAUGGUGGCCGCGGCCGCCGCCGUCGCGGGCGGCGGCGGCGACGACGAAGGCGACGCCGGGCCGGCGCAGAUGCUGCCUACGGAGGCCGACGAGCUGGCCGUGGACGCGGCGGCCGACAGGGCCGGGCGGCUCGUGGUGCGCGCGUCGCUCUGCUGCGAGGACCGCCCGGACCUCAUCCCGGACAUCGUCCGGGCGCUCGCCGCGCUCCGGAUGCGCGCGCGCCGGGCCGAGAUCACCACGCUGGGCGGCCGCGUCCGGAGCGUGCUCCUCAUCACCGCGGACGAGGGAGCGGAAGAUGAUCAUCAGGGCUACGACGAAGACGAGGACGACGACGGGCGCUGCCCGAACGGCGGCCACGGGCGCGCGGCGUCGCACCGGAGGCACGAGUGCAUCGCGUCGGUGCAGGAGGCCCUGCGCGGCGUGAUGGACCGCCGGACGGCGAGCAGCGACACGUCGUCCUCCGGCGGUGGCGGCGGGAGCAUCAAGAGGCAGCGCGUGAACUACGGCGUGCAGGAGCAGUGCGUGUAGUCUAGCUUCUUGUGCUAGCUUGCUUCGUUCAUCAUGCUGUUUGUUAUGCUUUUGCAUGGAUGCACGCAUGGGAAUGCAGAGUUAUUUAGCAUAGCUAGUGGUACCAGUUUAGCAGUCGUUUCAAGCUUUGUUGCUGUGGUUUAAUUUCUUUAGGGUAUAAUGGUGGCGUGGGUGCAUCAGUGCAUGCCUCUGCAAGCAUGAUGGGAAAGGGAGGUUCAGGAGGGAGCGUUUUAUGUAUCCCUUUGUAUGUUCAUGUAUGUAACCAUGCUCUCAUGGUACCUGAUUACUGAAUUGGCAUGUCCUGGGGAAAAGGUGAUAUGGGUGUACAAAUGCACAAUCUCUCUUCGGUCGGGUAUAAUGCAAGGUGGAAUUGGUGGUACA